UAAACUUUUUUUUUUUUUUUUUUUAGUUUAUUCAAUCAUUUUCUAUAACAAAUAAUUGCCAUUGGAAGUCGUGAGUCGUUCUCGACUCACAUUAUUCUAUCGAGGUGGCGUGGGGUACCGUGAUGGAGUUGCAAAGUUGGUUUCUCUAUCACCUGGUGGCCGUUACUGACUGCAAUCAAGUGAUGCAGUCGACAGCUACUGGGAGUGGAGCUUACCCGGGGGGUGGCACAGGCAGUAGAGCACGAGACUUGGGUUUAAGAGCACAAAAAAAAAUUCUGGGACGAGUUGUUUCUUCAAAUGCUGGAAGAUCUCUUUUUAUAGACGAUGCUACAACGUCACUUCUUGACAAUCUCUUCAAGCUUAUGGAGAGAGUAGCUAAAAGCAAUCCGAGCCUCAAUAAAAAACAACCGGAGAAAGUUUUAAAAAAUAUUGUUAAAUUGUCUAUCAAGAUUGGAUUAUUACAACGUAAUCAGCAAUUAAAUUCUUCUGAUGAAGUUAAAAUAAAUGAUAUCCGAGCGAGUUUGAGGGCUGUGGCGAUGUCUGUAGUUUCAUUUUAUGAAUUAGAAUUUAGUUUUGAUAGAAUUUAUUUAACGAGGUCAUUAGAGCGCUGUCGAACAGCGAUAUUAAAUUUGAUAAAGCCGCACUUGACAGAUAAAUCUCAAGAGAGAUGUGACCAAAUUUUUGAUUUUAUAACUUAUCCAGACUUUCUCGACAGUGUUUUUCAAUCUUCAGAAUUGAGGCCAACACUGGGAUUACUUGUGGAUGAUAUUAAUAAAGCAUUAGAUGCUGGACAUCUUUGAUUUAACAAAACUAUUGCAACUGCAAUCAAAACUAAUUAUUUAACUAAUGUUUUAAUUAAAACUUCACAUCCAUUGUCUCUGACUCAGUCAGAUUUUUAUUGUUAUCUCUACUACAAUUUACAUAAAAUAUACCAUGAGAGAAAAUUGUAAAUUUAUUCAUUCCAAGAAUACUACGGAUUUUUUAUUGUCAGAAAAAUAUGAC
This is a messenger RNA of Cotesia congregata, 1002 nucleotides long. The record is from the annotation of a GenBank genome assembly. Lineage: Eukaryota; Metazoa; Arthropoda; Insecta; Hymenoptera; Braconidae.